Molecule: messenger RNA, 798 nt
Organism: Rhodofomes roseus
Lineage: Eukaryota; Fungi; Basidiomycota; Agaricomycetes; Polyporales; Fomitopsidaceae
Exons: 4
Coding region: 1-798 (265 amino acids)
Molecular function (GO): oxidoreductase activity, acting on the CH-OH group of donors, NAD or NADP as acceptor
Source: RefSeq, a predicted model, not a curated record
AUGCCUUCGUACCUCAUCACCGGAGCCAGCCGAGGCAUCGGCCUCGGAAUCGCCACCAAGCUCCUCCAAGACCCGAAGAACUUCGUCGUCGCCGCGGUGCGCAACCCCGCCGCGGAGAGCAUCAAGAAGCUGGCGGGCGAAUACCCCUCGGACCAGUUCGCCGUCGUCAAGAUCGACUACGCCGACUAUGCCAGCAUCGGCAAGGCCGCGGAGGGCGCCGCGAAGAUCCUGCCCAACGGACUGGACUACCUGAUCAGCAACGCCGGCGUGUCCCUCCAGGACAACCCGAGUUUCGAGUCGAUCGACCUGAAGGUCUUCGAGGAGGAACUGCGCAUCAACAGCGUCGCGCCGAUCGAGGUCGUCCGCCAGUUCCUGCCGCUCGUGCGCAAGAGCACCGCGAAGAAGGUCGUCUUCCUCAGCACCAUCCUCGCCUCCAUCGAGUUCGCCCCGACCGUCGCCACGCUCGCGAUCCCCUACGCGAUGACCAAGGCCGCGCUCGACAUCCUGGCCCGCAAGUGGGCUGCUGUCCUGUACAAAGAGGGGAUCACCACCGUCGUCCUCCACCCUGGUAAGCACACUGCCCGAGUCAUGCGCGCGCGAGCAGGGCUGACUUCGGCAGGCUGGGUCGACACGGACUUGGGCGCGGGCAUCAAGGACUGGUGGGCGAAGGCCAACCCGGACCUCAAGCCCAUCUCCGUCGAGCAGUCCGCGGAGGAUACCCUCCGCAUCAUAUGGGAGGCCCCGCUCGAGGAGAAGAUCCAACUGCACAAUCACGCUGGAGGCGUGCUGCCUUGGUAA